This is a messenger RNA of Dictyostelium discoideum AX4, 1092 nucleotides long. RefSeq lists its product as hypothetical. Bases 1 to 1092 code for a protein of 363 amino acids. The transcript has a single exon. The record is from RefSeq and is a predicted model, not a curated record. NCBI's taxonomy places the organism in Eukaryota, Evosea, Eumycetozoa, Dictyosteliales, Dictyosteliaceae.
AUGAAAUUAAAUUUUAUUAAAUCAAUAGUUUUUAGUAAAUUAUUAUUAUUAUUAUUAAUAAAUUUUAUAAAUGGAUAUGAAUAUAUAAAUUUCAUACCAUAUAGUAGUGACCAAUGUUCAGGUGAUGUAAGUAGUGAAGGUGUUGGAUAUGCAAUUGUUAUUGAUACAUGUUUUACAUUGGAUAAUGCAACUAGUCAUAUCGUUCAAGUUAUAGGAGAUAUGGUAGUUUGGAAAAAUUUUUAUGAUGUUCAAGGAGCAAUUGAUUGUUUGGUACCAAUUGAACAACCAUCGCAACAAGCUGAAAUCGGUGAUUGCAUACCAGCAGAUUUCACAUUCAAUUUAUACUUAAACCCAAUUUCAUCGCAACCAUUAUAUUAUUUGGUCAUGAAAUCCGAUCAACCAUCAUUCCAAUCCAACUCGUACGUCACAACAUUCAUGAGUGAAAGUUGUGAUGAUGAUCAAGUAUUAUUAGCUCAAUAUAUUAUGAACGAUACCCAAAUUGCCUAUGGAAGUAGAGCCAAUUUAAUAACAUUCUUCUGUGAUGAAAAGACUGGUUUACCAUUCACCCAAUUUUGUCCACCAGGAAGUGACGGUUCAUGUUUUCCACCAAUUGCAAAAAGUUUAGUAUGUUUAGAAACUUUACCAUUCUUUAAUAGUUCAUCUGAAGAAUUUCCAUCAACUAAUGGCGGAAGUUCAGGUUCUGUAGUUUCAACUGGUAAUCCAGGUAUUGGUAGUUCAGUAGUUUCAACUGGUGGUCAUAGUAGUUCUGGUGGUGAUGGUGGUGAUGAAGGUGGUAGUUCUGGUAGUUCUUCUAUGAAUACUGGUGGUAUUGAUACUGGUGGUACAGGUACUGGUGGUAGUGGUAGUACCGGUGUAACUAGUGGUGAUGAUGGUGAUAGUGGCAAUACUGGUAGUAUUGGUACUGGUAUUGUUUCAAGUGGUCGUGGUCAUUUUAAUGGAAAUCUAUUUUACAGAAGUGGUGGAAAUGGUGCUUAUUUUAAAUCAGAAUCAAUCACAGUCAAGCCAUCUAUAUUUUUAUUAUCGUCAUCUUCUUCUAAAACUUUAUAUUAUACAAAUAUUUAUUGUGAAUAG